This is a messenger RNA of Molossus molossus (Pallas's mastiff bat), 234 nucleotides long. RefSeq names its product surfactant associated 2 (gene SFTA2). NCBI's taxonomy places the organism in Eukaryota, Metazoa, Chordata, Mammalia, Chiroptera, Molossidae. The record is from RefSeq and is a predicted model, not a curated record. The coding region runs from base 1 to 234 and encodes 77 amino acids. The transcript has 3 exons.
AUGGGGACCAGCCUGCCUCUCUUUCUCCUCCUGAGCCUCCUUGGCAGCUCACAGGGGACAGGGCCAGGAAUGGGUUUGCGGCUGACACUGAAGGGUUCCUUUCUGGCAAAUUCCUCCUGUGAUUCCAGUUCCCUGGAGCUGCUCAAGAAGCUCUGCCUCCUUCUCCGCCUCCCACCAGGGACCAACGUCACCCUCCACCAGGCAGGAUCCCCACACAUCACCUGCAAAGUCUGA